GUGGAUCACGUGUCCGGAAGUAGCGCCGCUCGCGGUGUCCCAUGUCUCCCGAAGCUCCCGGGACGACGCGCUGUCGUGAGGUCGCGGUCCGGCCGGCGGGGAUCCGGAGAACCCGGGGGUCUGAAGCAUGGGGCUCCUGGCCGCGGUCCGGAGGGAGUGGUUCAUCAUCGGCAUCGUGCUCGUCAUCCUGUCCGCCAAACUGCAGCCCAGCGUCGGCGUCAGAGGAGGGCCGUUAAAACCAGAGAUCUCCGUCGCCUACGUCGCCGUCUCGCUCAUCUUCUUCAACAGCGGCCUGUCGCUGAAAACAGAGGAGCUGACCAGCGCUCUGCUUCACGUGCGUCUCCACCUCUUCGUCCAGACCUUCACGCUCGUCUUCUUCCCGCUGGCCGUCUGGCUGCUGCUCAAAGUGCUCGCGCUCACCGCCAUCGACCAAUGGCUGCUCAGAGGGUUACAGACGGUGAGCUGCAUGCCCCCCCCGGUCUCCUCGUCCGUCAUUCUCACAAGCGUCGGAGGCAACGAGGCUGCUGCCAUCUUCAACUCAGCGUUUGGAAGCUUCCUGGGAAUCAUAGUGACUCCAGUGCUGCUGCUGCUGUUUCUCGGCUCCUCCUCCUCCGUUCCCUUCUCCUCCAUCUUCUCUCAGCUGUUCAUGACGGUGGUGGUUCCGCUGGUCCUGGGUCAGGUGUGUCGGGGUUUCCUCAGGGAAUAUCUGGAGCGCAGAAAGCUCCCGUUCGGCGCCGUCAGCAGCGGCGUCCUCCUCAUGAUCAUCUACACCACCUUCUGUGACACCUUCAGCAACCCCCACAUCGAGCUGGACCCCACCAGUCUGCUGCUGGUCGUCCUCAUCAUUUUCUUCAUCCAGCUCAGCUUCAUGCUGCUCACGUUUGCCUUUUCAACCAGGUCGGGCUCAGGCUUCAGUCCUGCAGACACCGUCGCCAUCGUGUUCUGCUCCACACACAAGUCUCUCACCCUGGGUAUCCCCAUGCUGAAGAUCGUGUUCAAGGGCUACGAGCAUCUCUCUCUGAUCUCGGUUCCUCUGUUGAUUUACCACCCGGCUCAGAUUCUGCUCGGCUCCGUCCUCGUGCCGACCAUCCGGAGCUGGAUGACCAGCCAGCAGAAGGCGCUGAAGCUGUCGACUCUUCAGCCCGUCUGACGGAGGAGAGGAAGCGGGUGUUCCGAUGGUUCUUCCACGUGCCUUAUUACGAAUAAUCAACAGAGGCCUCACCGCGGCGUGGGGGGGGGGGGGGCGUGACCCCUACCGGACCCCUCAGAUUGUGUGACGAGACAGAAAAUGUCAUAUUGUCAUAUGUAUUAUUUUAUAUUUCAAAGAAGCAUAAUAAUAACUUUUAUUUUUUAUAUGAAAUACCUGCAAAAAGAGCAUAAGUGUUUUUUUGGAGUACUUCAUUUGAAUAAUGCCCCCCCCUCACUCCUGAAGCAGGAAAGACAGAGUUCUUUUUAAAACUUUCUGGCUGUUUUCUACUUUUUUUCUACUCUCUUUAGCUGUUCCUGCCAGCGAAUGAGGACAUGUGUUACAUUUCUGAUUUGAGUCUGAUGUUUAAUAUCCAGGAUAAGAACGAGUUUCUGAUUCAAAAUAUUUAUCUGUUGACAUGAAGGGAAUCGGGCGAUCUUUCCUGUAUCUCUAGAUUAUCAUUUUCUACGCAGAUGAGACCUCAUUCUAUCUGAGUGAUAUCGUGAAGUACGGCUAACUAGGGAUUAUUGGAGGAAUACAAAUUUUGACUGGAUGACAAAAGUCAGGGGGCCACAAAAGCUUUUACUGUUCAUCCUGCGGGGACCUUGAAUGUCUGAAUCAAAUGUCACGGCUUUCCAUCCAACUGUCUAGAUUUUGACAACCAGGUUCGUCAUGUUGAUAUUUUGAAGUAGAAACUGAGCCACUUGUGGCGCUACAGGAAAGUUCAGGGAACCACCAAAGCAAUUGUGCUUUGUCAUCUGGGAACCACGAAUGUCUGUAUCAAAUCUCAUGGAGAUCCUUUCACUAGUUCCCUACUGGCCGUUUAUCCUAUUCAUCGAGACGACAGCGAACGCAUCAUUGUCACAACCAAUCAAAACUGGAGCUGCGACAUCCCUCAAAGCUGCUCUGUGACGUGACCAAAUGGACAUUAACUUUCGGACAAUGUACAAAUAAAAGGGCUCAGACUUUGCUCAGGGGCACUUCGGCAGCAUUCCUGUUAAACAUUUGCUGGGGUUGCGAAUCUGGACAAUGAUUUAUAGUAAUACUGAUAGAACUAGAAUUGGUAUAUCUGCUGUGUUGGCUGGGAAUAUUUCUCCUCCACCGAUGAGUUUGGUUUCCUCGUUGGACGAAACGUGCAUCGUUGUAUUCACGGCAACUUGCUUGUUUACCGUAGAUACAUAUUCCUCCACAGGACAACCCCCGCAAUCAGAUUGAUUUCAUCCAAAGACGCAACGAUCUGUUUGCAGAGAGAGCCUUUUGUUGGUGGGGUGUUUUGGAAAGAAAGAUAUUUAGUAAGAAAUCUGUUUCCUUUCACUUGUUUACAGCGCCCAGAAAUAAACCUACAAACUUAAAACAUA
Molecule: messenger RNA, 2544 nt
Organism: Gasterosteus aculeatus aculeatus (three-spined stickleback)
Lineage: Eukaryota; Metazoa; Chordata; Actinopteri; Perciformes; Gasterosteidae
Gene: slc10a7
Product: solute carrier family 10 member 7
Cellular component (GO): plasma membrane
Source: RefSeq, a predicted model, not a curated record